AUGCGGGCUACGAACCAGCCUCGACAGCUCGUUGUGGAGAAAAGAAGACGAGAAGGCAUCUCGAGCUUUUCAGUGAUGACACCCUUGUAUGGAAAUGACAUGACAGAGCCAUUGAAGAUGGAUAUGCUCCAAUUUUUCAGAGACGCACUCGUCCAAGAGACGGGGCGCCAUGUUGACAAUGACGACUUUGACGCUCUCUUCUCCGAGCUUGGCGCCGAUCCCCUUGUUGGUGUUGCUGUCAUUGAACGUGUAACCAACAGUACGGGGAUCGAAUUUCCCGCAUCUCUCCUUAGGGAUUGCAAGAGUUUAUCCGAUAUCGCAUCCGGAUUACGCAAGAUGAGUGGUAGUGGUAGUCAUGAGACGGUUGAAAAAGCGCCGCGCGCUGCUCGUCCGCCUCGUGAGGCCCCAUUGCCAAGAGGAAAUGUGAGGAAUGCCUUUCAGGACGCAUGCAGCCAUGUACAGGAAUUCCUGCGAAAGGCCGGGAGUGCCAACUUCUGGAGCAGAGUGUACCCUGCGCAGCGUCAGUUGGUACUGGCCUUUGUCAACGAUGCAUUUGAUCGAUUAGGAUGCUCCCUGGCCGAUAUGCCGGUAGGGACCAUAGUAACGUAUCCUCGGGGCGUUUUGGACAAGCACCGUCGUGUGUUUGACGGUGCCAUAUUCGAGAUCCUGGCAGACGGGGGACUUGUCAACGUGGAUCCGGAGCUUGGCGCCAUUCGGACAUCUACCGUCGUCGACAAGACACCGCCUCAGCAGAUUCUAGCCACGAUCAUCCUUGAGCAUCCCCAGUUUGCCAAUCUGCACCGCCUUUUGAAUGUUACCGGAUCGCAGUUUGCGGAAUGUCUCACCGGGCGUCUCGACCCUAUCAAGCUGCUGUUUGGGAGGAGCAAAGACUUGCUUCAAGACUUUUACACCAACGCGCCCAUGUCCCUGGCGGCCUCACUGCACCUUGUUGCCGUGAUCAAGCGUCUCCUCGCUGAUGGAGAGUACAGGCCAGGCAAAAGCAUCGACAUCUUGGAAGUUGGCGCGGGAUUGGGUGGCACGACCAGGUUCGUGGUGGAAGCGCUCAUCGAAGCGCAAGUUCCGUUCAGAUAUGUGUACACGGACAUCUCAGCAUCCUUUUUCGCGGCGUCGAAGAAUCGGUACAAGAGCCUACCGCCCGGCAGUAGUAUGGAGUUUCUCGUCCUUGACGUUGAAAUACCACCGCCCGAGACACUGCUCGGCGGCUUUGACGUGGUUGUGUCGACGAAUUGCAUACAUGCUACAAGAAACCUGGGCGUGUCUUGCUCCAACGUCCGCAAGCUGUUGCGAGGCGGUGGAUUUUUUGCCCUCAUCGAGUUCACUAGUCGUAUGUACUGGCUUGAUUUGGUCUUUGGCCUCUUGGAUGGUUGGUGGCUGUUCGAGGAUGGGAGAAAGCAUUGCACCGUCGACGAGACGGUCUGGGAGGAGAAAUUGCAGCUGUCGGGGUUCAGUGACGUCUUGUGGGCUGAUGUGGAGGGCGAUGACAAAUCCAGCCUGCAGCUUUUGGUAGCCUGCACAGACUAA
Messenger RNA from Ustilaginoidea virens, 1542 nucleotides. RefSeq lists its product as uncharacterized. Lineage: Eukaryota; Fungi; Ascomycota; Sordariomycetes; Hypocreales; Clavicipitaceae. The coding region runs from base 1 to 1542 and encodes 513 amino acids. The transcript is spliced from 2 exons. The record is from RefSeq and is a predicted model, not a curated record.